GUCAACUCACACGAUGAUUUCGGAAUGGAGGAAUUAUUGGCCCCGUAACAUUGAAAGCCCUUAUUCAGGGAUUUGGGACAUGACUAGAUGGAGAUGGUCCUACAAGGUCGCUGUGGAAGGUGAAGCUUUGAGUGUCUAUACAUUCGAAGGCAGCUCCUCAUGGUACAAGGUGAAGAAGCCCUUAACAUGGUACAAGGCAACUUUCGAUUCACCACAAGGCAAUGAUCCAUUAGCUCUGGAUAUACAUGAACACCAUGGCGAAAGAUGGUAUGAAAUUCCGUGGUCAUGGCUGUACCCAAAAGGAGCUUGCUGGUUGUCCUGGAAGAAUGGGGACAGAAGAACAAUGUGAAUUAAGCUUUUUGUCUUCAAAGAAAUUGCAGCCGUAAAGCAAGAAGGUCUCUUUCGAUACAGGGAUGCACAGACAAGUUCUUGAGUGUGUGCAACCUUUGGGAUUUUUUGUUUAGGAGCGGUGAAUGCAGGGGCCCUCUUUGAUGGUUUGGCUUUCGGCCUUGGUUUGUACAGGGGUACGGUUCCCUUCGUUUAUUGGAGGAGGUUUGGGAAAGAUAUAUCAGGUAAAUAGGACUGAUAUGUGAUCCAAAACUAUCUACCCUUUUGU
This is a messenger RNA of Theobroma cacao (cacao), 616 nucleotides long. The record is from RefSeq and is a predicted model, not a curated record. Lineage: Eukaryota; Viridiplantae; Streptophyta; Magnoliopsida; Malvales; Malvaceae.